Molecule: messenger RNA, 361 nt
Organism: Astrephomene gubernaculifera
Lineage: Eukaryota; Viridiplantae; Chlorophyta; Chlorophyceae; Chlamydomonadales; Astrephomenaceae
Source: the annotation of a GenBank genome assembly
CGCCACCGCCGCUGCUGCCGCCACCGCCGUCACGUCGUCGGCGCUAGCGGUGGCAGCCGGGAGCUCCCCGCUUGACGCCCUGACGCCGGCGGCGGCGACGGCGCUGGCUGAGAGGCUGCCGUUGCGGGUGGUGCGGAGCUGGAACGCGAACGCAGCGAUUCUGGGGCUGGGCGCGAAGCAUGAUGGGGCUAAUACCGCUGGAGGUGGCAGCAGUGGCAACAGCGGCAGCGGAGGUGACCAAGUGGCAGUACGUGUCGUGGGUCUUCACUGGUACGACAGCGAUGCUCUGGGUGUCGUACUGCUGCUGGGGUUGAGCAUGCGGUUGGUGGUGGUGGACCUGGAGCUGAACAUUCGGGAGCUG